CCUCAGCCUCUGAGCAAGGCACCGAGCAGAAGAAGAAGAAGAAGCUGCUGCUGCCUCUGACGGAGAUGAAAAGGGUUGUUUUUGGACUCUGACACAAGAAAAGAAAAGAAAAAUCAUGUCGGCUUCGCGGACUAUUAUUUGUUUACUAAGGAACGACUUAAGACUGCACGACAACGAGCUGUUCCACUUUGCUGAGAAACACGCCGACCACAUGGUGCCGCUGUACUGCUUUGACCCCAGACAUUAUGUGGGGACGCACAACUUCAAGCUGCCAAAGACCGGACCUUUCCGCCUGCGCUUCUUGUUGGAAAGUAUCCAAGACCUGAGGAAGACCUUGGUCAACAAGGGAAGCAACCUGGUGGUGAGACGGGGCAAGCCAGAGGAAGUGGUGUCUGAGCUCAUCCAGCAGCUGGGCUCGGUCAGCGCUGUGGUUUUCCAGCAGGAGGUGACGUCCGAGGAGCUGGCGGUGGAGAAAGGCGUGAAGGAGGUGUGCGCCGGCAUGAAGGUGAAAGUGCACACCUGCUGGGGGUCCACGCUCUACCACCUGGACGACCUUCCCUUCCAGCACAUCACCAGGCUUCCUGACGUCUACACUCAGUUCCGAAAGGAAGUGGAAUCCAGAAGUCAGGUCAGGCCCGAGUUCCCGACCCCGGACCGCCUUAAGCCCCUCCCCCAGGGCCUGCAGGAGGGAGUCAUUCCCAGCGUGGCGGACCUGCAGCAGACAGAGCCUGCCAAGGACCCUCGCUCAGCCUUCCCGUGCGCAGGCGGGGAAAGUCAGGCUGUGCUCAGACUCCAACAUUAUUUCUGGGACACGGAUGCGGUGGCGUCCUACAAGGAGACACGCAACGGACUGAUCGGCCUGGAUUAUUCCACCAAAUUUGCACCCUGGCUGGCCAUGGGCUGCCUGUCUGCCAGGUACAUCUACCAGCAGGUGCGCAGGUAUGAGAGGGAGCGCACGGCCAAUCAGAGCACGUACUGGGUCAUUUUUGAGCUCUUGUGGCGAGAUUACUUCAAGUUUGUGGCGCUCAAAUACGGAAACCGUCUGUUUCAAGUCCAAGGACUUCAGGAUAAGUCCGUUCCCUGGAAACAGGACAUGGGUCUUUUCAGCGCAUGGAAAGAGGGACGCACCGGAGUCCCCUUUGUGGACGCCAACAUGAGGGAGCUGGCGGCCACGGGCUUCAUGUCCAACAGGGGGCGCCAGAACGUGGCGAGCUUCCUCACCAAGGACCUGGGCUUGGACUGGAGGAUGGGAGCCGAGUUCUUUGAGUACCUUUUGGUGGACCAUGACGUGUGCAGUAACUAUGGCAACUGGCUGUACAGCGCGGGCGCAGGAAACGACCCCAGAGAGAACAGGAAGUUCAACAUGAUCAAACAAGGCCUGGACUACGACCCUGACGGGGACUACGUGCGGCUCUGGGUUCCCGAGCUGCAGAAAAUCCCGGGUUCUGACGUCCACACGCCGUGGACCCUCAGCACGGCGGCGCUGGCCCACGCCGACGUGUCCCUCGGCCGGACGUACCCCUCCCCCGUCGUGGUGGCGCCCGAGUGGAGCCGACACGCCAACAAGAGAGCGGGCGGCGGCGCGGCGAGAGGCACGAAAGGUCCGUCGCACACGCCCAGACAGCGUCGGGACCGAGGCGUCGAUUUCUAUUUCUCCAGGAGCAAAAACCUGUGAGCUCACACGGAAAACCAGCUUUUGUGUUUGUGCCUACAAAGAAAGUUGGGGUAAUAUUUCAUGAUAUAUCUCAUUAAUAACCAAUCUUUGGUGCAAUGCUGCCAACAUGGCCGCCGUUUGUUGACAUAUUGAAGUUAUGUGUGACUCUUUUCAUCAUCUCCGUUUGGAAACUCUUCUCUCACGCUGUGGAUUUGUUGGCAGCACCUCUGGUGUUGCCGCGGUAACCUUCUUUUCUUUUGGCACAGUAUAAUCCCUCCCAAUACGUGGAUCAUGUGCUGUGCAAAGGGGGACAUUUUGCACAUACUUGCCAACCUUGAGACCUCCGAUUUCGGGAGGUGGA
Molecule: messenger RNA, 2015 nt
Organism: Nerophis lumbriciformis (worm pipefish)
Lineage: Eukaryota; Metazoa; Chordata; Actinopteri; Syngnathiformes; Syngnathidae
Gene: cry-dash
Product: cryptochrome DASH
Biological process (GO): photoreactive repair
Molecular function (GO): deoxyribodipyrimidine photo-lyase activity; damaged DNA binding; FAD binding
Source: RefSeq, a predicted model, not a curated record